CCUAAUUCCACUACAAACAAGCGUAGAUGCAAAAACUUCCUAAAUAAUAAAAGCUAGAGCAUAUAACGCCAAUCAGAUAAGCACACUUCCGGGACAGACUCGGAACCGUUCCAUGUGAUUGGACCAUUUUUAUCGUCUGUGUUAAUUUUCUGUAUUUGCUGAUUUGUUGGCACUGGCCGACCUUGCACAUCCAGUUGGGUAUAUUCUCUUGACGGAGUGGGGGAGAGGGACCCCUUUCUGAGUGUUGUUUGAACAGGGAAAACAUGGGAGGCAGCCAUUCCUCUGAAAAGACUAAGGAGCAAAGCAUCCAUGAGUUCACUGUGAAGGAUAGCAGAGGGAAUGAUGUAAAUCUUAGCGAUUACAAGGGCAAGGUUUUGCUUGUGGUGAAUGUUGCUUCACAAUGUGGGUUCACCAAUUCAAAUUAUAAGGAGUUGACAGAGCUUUACAACAAAUACAAGGAUAAAGAUUUUGAGAUCUUGGCUUUCCCAUGCAACCAGUUUCUAUCACAGGAGCCUGGGACAAACGAGCAGAUCAAGGACUUCGCAUGCACCAAAUACAAAGCUGAGUUUCCAAUUUUUGGCAAGGUUUAUGUGAAUGGUCCAAACACAGUUCCCAUUUAUAAUUUUUUGAAGUCAAGUAAAGGUGGGUUUAUGGGAUCUCGUAUCAAGUGGAACUUUACCAAAUUUUUGGUCAACAAAGAUGGUCAUGUUAUCGGUCGUUACUCACCCACAACAUCACCAUUUGGUAUUGAGAAGGACAUCAAAACAGCAUUGGGAGAGCAGUAACUGGAAUGGACUCAUUUUAUUUUGUAGAAGUGAAAUCUAAUUUAACUGGACUACUUUGAGUUGGAGACUUUGCCUUUAGUUACUUAACUUUCCUGCUUUGCAUAUCUGUCUGGACUUAAUAUUUUCUGCAAGUAAAGGAUGUAGUGUCAUUGCAUUCAUUGGAAUGAGCUUGAGUCUUUUUUAUUUAUGUGUUAAUAUUGGGUAUCAUUCUUAUCUUAGGUCAUAUUAGGACCUUAUUGCAAUUAUUUGUUUUACAAAACACUAUGCUGAUUUACAAGAUGCAUAUGCUUGCAAAUUCUAAAUUCGAGUAUCUAAUUAGGAUUUGGGUUUGAAAUUAUAAAAAAGUUUCUGUUAUAAUACUUUAUAUUAGAUCAGAAAUUUGUUUGAA
This is a messenger RNA of Cryptomeria japonica (Japanese cedar), 1173 nucleotides long. Its product is annotated as probable phospholipid hydroperoxide glutathione peroxidase. The record is from RefSeq and is a predicted model, not a curated record. Gene Ontology annotation, biological process: response to oxidative stress. NCBI's taxonomy places the organism in Eukaryota, Viridiplantae, Streptophyta, Pinopsida, Cupressales, Cupressaceae. Gene Ontology annotation, molecular function: glutathione peroxidase activity. The coding region runs from base 264 to 785 and encodes 173 amino acids. The transcript has 6 exons.